AAGUUAUCAGUUAAAGCAUAAGGACCUUCAAAGAGAACAAAUUAGAUCAUUUCUUCUCUUUCUUGAAAGCUGGUUUUUUUUUUUUUUCAUCGCUCUCCUGCUUUGGGAGGUUUGUGGUCCUUGUUUCUGUCUGAGCAGAAACAUUGCCUGUUUCCUGUUGCCCAUCUUUUGCCUGCUCUAAGUGACUGGUUAAGUCAUCUGCUCCUUUGUCAAGCCCCAGCUCCUUCCCACUUAUUUCUUGUUUUCAGCCUCUUCCUGAGCCAUCUUUUCCUUGCAUUCAUCUCUUGCUUUGAUUCUUUGAUGAAGGCGUGGUGGGACGGGAUCUGUCCAGCACGAACGCCGUGCUGAGUGAGGUUCCAUAUUCUGGGUUCCUCUGUGUACUGCACUCAUGCAGACUCCAGCUGACCCACCCCUGUCACCCUUGAAGUUCAGGUAGGCCUUUUUAACAUCAGCCAGCCCUUCGUCAGAACCUUUGUAUGUCUUUUCAAAACCUUGGACACCCUCCUCCAGGACGCAUCGCAGUCCCAGGUUGGGUGGAGCACAGCAGAGUCCUUGUCCACUGUCUCCUCAUUGUGCUCUGCUCUCAAGUCUUUGUCGCUUAAAAUGGAGUAGGCGUUCCUGAGGACCUGGAAGGGGCACCCUUGCCCGCCAAGUCUGGGCACCUGUCAGGGCACCUUGUGGUAGCUGUGCCGGACAAGUUCAAGACUGCACGCAGACCCACGCAGGGUGUGGGUACGGAGGGAACUACAGGUCAAAUUGGAGACUUUUUGAGGGAAGGGAAUUUGUUCGUCUCUCUCAGCCUGUGGCACAGACUCCUGUUCACACCAAGUUCAUAUAGGUAGUUAAUGAGGAUAAUGUUUUUUUGAAAGUUAAGUUAUAAGUUGAGAAGAGACGUUAAAACUGAAACUGAAACAAAAAUAGUCUGUGUAAUAUUUUAUAAUAAAUAUGGUUAGUCUUUUUGUUGAGCUGAAGAAAGAAAUAGAAUUGGGAAGGCAGACUUUACAAACUCAAAGCGAGAAUCUCCUUAGAGGUUAAAUUUUUGCAUGGCUUUUCCUUCGUAGAGUAAUAAAAAGUUCUUAUAACUUUGAUUGGCUCUUGGUUAACUUACGAGUGAAAAUGAUACUACACAUUAAGAUUUUUGACCAUUAUGUGUUUCACUGUAAUCCAAUCCAAUAUCCAGGACGACUUGAGUUAAGUGGGGUUGGUUUUGUUUGUUUGUUUUUGUUAGGGUACCUAAGAAGCAAAAAAAAAAAGAAGGAAAGAAAAAAGUAUUUUAUAUUGAUACCUAAGCAUUUUCCCUGUCCCCUGGUUUUUUGAAAUUUCUGGCUGGAGAGUCUCUGUUAGGGUGGAUACAUGUACCAAGUACGUAGUAACUGCCAUAGAAGACCAGUGAAAAGUCGUUGUCAUUUCAGUUCUUUCCAUGAGAUUUUUGAAUGGUCUUCUGUGGAUUGAAAAAAAAAAAAAGCCCAUAAACAUACUUUUAGAAAGAAUGCAAUUAGCUAUGCUAUGAAUUCAGUUUUUUUAAGAGGAAGUUUUGGCUGUUUUUGCGUAUUUGCGUAUUUUUGGCUAUCUCAAAUAACAUACCUAGUAGUUGGUCCUCAGUGUGCAUUGAUUUCCUGAGUCAAUGAGGAUAAUUUCUCUUUAGGGUCCUGAUGAAGAAGCUGUUGUGGAUCUUGGCAAAACCAGCUCAACUGUGAACACCAAGUUUGAAAAAGAAGAACUGGAAAGUCAUCGAGCUGUGUAUAUCGGCGUUCACGUCCCGUUCGGUAAAGAGGGUCGCCGGCGUCACAGGCACCGCGGACACAGACAUCACCACCGGAGAAGGAGAGACAAGGACUCGGAUAGAGAAGAUGGAAGGGAGUCUCCUUCUUAUGACACACCCUCCCAGAGAGUCCAGUUCAUCCUGGGUACUGAGGAUGACGAUGAAGAGCAUAUCCCACAUGACCUGUUCACGGAGAUGGAUGAGCUGUGCUACAGAGACGGAGAGGAGUACGAGUGGAAGGAAACUGCUCGAUGGCUGAAAUUUGAAGAGGACGUUGAAGACGGUGGGGACCGGUGGAGUAAGCCUUACGUGGCGACCCUGUCUUUGCACAGCCUCUUUGAACUGAGAAGCUGCAUCCUAAAUGGAACAGUCAUGCUGGAUAUGAGAGCAAGCACUCUAGAUGAAAUCGCAGAUAUGGUAUUGGACAACAUGAUCGCCUCGGGCCAGCUGGAUGAAUCCAUAAGAGAGAAUGUCAGAGAAGCCCUUCUGAAGAGACAUCACCAUCAGAACGAGAAAAGAUUCACUAGUCGAAUUCCCCUUGUUCGAUCUUUUGCAGACAUAGGCAAGAAACAUUCUGACCCUCACUUGCUUGAAAGGAAUGGGGAAGGCCUCUCGGCCUCCCGCCACUCUUUGCGAACAGGUCUGUCGGCCUCCAGCCUCUCCCUGCGAGGAGACUCGCCUUUGUCUCUUCUUCUCAGUCAUCUUCUUCCUCCUUCGCGAGCUGGAAGCCCCGCGGGCUCGAGGUGCGCGAGCCCCGUACCCACCCCUCAGAGCAGCCCUCCGUCCAGCCCCAGCGCCAGCCGCCUGGACUCCAGGAGCUGCCAGCACAGUCAGCUGCAGGGCCCAGCGCUGCUGGUGUCCCCUGCCGCUGCCGGGGUCCCCACCGUAGUCAUCCACCCGCCCGAGGAAGACUUAGAAGCACUGAGAGGCCAGGAGCAGAAGGAUGAGGAAAAUGCUGACAUGACUUCAGGUCUUUUGGCGUCUCCGCAGUCUGCCCCUGGGAACUUGGACAAUAGUAAAAGUGGAGAAAUGAAAGGUAAUGGAAGUGGAGGAAGCAGAGAAAAUAGUACUGUUGACUUCAGCAAGGUUGACAUGAAUUUCAUGAGAAAAAUUCCUUCGGGAGCCGAGGCCUCCAAUGUUCUGGUGGGAGAGGUGGACUUUUUGGAAAGACCUAUAAUUGCGUUUGUGAGGCUGGCUCCCGCCGUGCUCCUCUCAGGGCUGACCGAGGUCCCUGUCCCCACCAGGUUUUUGUUUCUGUUACUGGGUCCAGCAGGCAAGGCGCCCCAGUACCAUGAAAUUGGAAGAUCAAUAGCCACCCUCAUGACGGAUGAGAUUUUUCAUGAUGUAGCUUAUAAAGCAAAAGACAGAAAUGACCUCCUGUCUGGAAUUGAUGAAUUUUUAGAUCAAGUAACCGUCCUGCCUCCGGGGGAGUGGGACCCUUCCAUACGCAUAGAGCCGCCGAAAAGCGUUCCUUCUCAGGAAAAGAGAAAGAUUCCUGUAUUUCCCAAUGGAUCUGCACCCAGCUCGGGUGAGACCCCUAAGGAGGCCGCCCACCACGCUGGGCCUGAGCUACAGAGGACUGGACGGCUUUUUGGUGGUUUGAUACUUGACAUCAAAAGGAAAGCACCUUUUUUCUUGAGUGACUUCAAGGAUGCAUUAAGUCUGCAGUGCCUGGCCUCGAUUCUUUUCCUAUACUGUGCCUGUAUGUCUCCUGUAAUCACUUUUGGAGGGCUGCUUGGAGAAGCUACAGAAGGCAGAAUAAGUGCAAUAGAGUCUCUUUUUGGAGCAUCGUUAACUGGGAUUGCCUAUUCGCUGUUUGCUGGGCAACCUCUAACAAUAUUGGGGAGCACAGGUCCUGUUUUAGUGUUUGAAAAAAUUUUAUUUAAGUUCUGCAGAGAUUAUCACCUUUCCUAUCUGUCCCUGAGAACCAGUAUCGGUCUGUGGACUUCUUUUCUGUGCAUCGUUUUGGUUGCGACAGAUGCGAGCAGCCUUGUGUGUUACAUCACCCGCUUCACAGAGGAGGCCUUCGCAGCCCUCAUUUGCAUCAUAUUCAUCUACGAGGCUUUGGAGAAGCUCUUUCAUUUAGGAGAAAUAUAUGCAUUUAAUAUGAACAACAAUUUAGAUGAACUGACCAGCUACUCAUGUGUCUGUGUGGAGCCUCCUAACCCUGGCAAUGAAACUCUGAAGGUGUGGGAGGAGAGGAACGUCACGGCACGCGACAUUCCCUGGGGGAACCUCACCGUCUCUGAGUGUAAAACCUUUCACGGUACAUUCGUAGGGUCAGCUUGCAGUCUCCACGGACCUUAUAUUCCAGACGUGCUGUUCUGGUGUGUCAUCUUAUUUUUCACAACAUUUUUUCUGUCUUCAUUCCUCAAGCAAUUUAAGACCAAGCGCUAUUUUCCUACCAAGGUGCGAUCGACAAUCAGUGACUUUGCUGUGUUUCUCACCAUAGUCAUCAUGGUUGCAAUUGACUACCUUGUAGGAGUUCCAUCUCCUAAACUUCAUGUUCCAGAGAAAUUCGAGCCUACUGAUCCCAAUAGGGGCUGGAUCAUAAGCCCGUUGGGAGAGAACCCUUGGUGGACCUUGUUAAUAGCUGCUAUUCCCGCCCUGCUUUGUACCAUUCUCAUCUUUAUGGAUCAGCAAAUCACAGCUGUAAUCAUCAACAGAAAGGAGCACAAAUUGAAGAAAGGAGCCGGCUACCACCUUGAUUUGCUCAUGGUUGGCGUGAUGCUGGGCGUGUGCUCUGUCAUGGGGCUUCCGUGGUUUGUGGCUGCAACGGUCUUGUCGAUAAGUCACGUCAACAGCUUAAAAGUUGAAUCUGAAUGUUCUGCUCCAGGGGAACAACCCAAGUUUUUGGGGAUUCGCGAGCAGCGGGUUACAGGGCUGAUGAUUUUUAUUCUAAUGGGCCUGUCUGUGUUCAUGACUUCAGUACUUAAGUUUAUUCCAAUGCCUGUUCUGUACGGCGUUUUCCUUUAUAUGGGCGUUUCCUCAUUAAAAGGAAUCCAGUUUUUUGACCGUAUAAAACUGUUUGGGAUGCCUGCUAAGCACCAGCCCGAUUUGAUAUACCUCCGCUACGUGCCUCUGUGGAAGGUCCACGUCUUUACAGUCAUGCAGCUCACCUGCCUGGUCCUCCUGUGGGUGAUAAAGGCUUCAGCUGCCGCAGUGGUUUUUCCUAUGAUGGUUCUUGCACUAGUCUUUGUACGCAAACUCAUGGAUCUGUGUUUCACAAAGAGAGAACUUAGUUGGCUUGAUGAUCUCAUGCCAGAAAGUAAGAAAAAGAAAGAAGACGACAAAAAGAAAAAAGAGAAAGAGGAAGCUGAGCGAAUGCUUCAAGUUGGAGAGGAAACUGUGCACCUUCCAUUUGAAGGGGGAAGCCUCUUGCAGAUUCCAGUGAAGGCCCUAAAAUAUAGCCCCGAAAAACCUCUAAGUGUGAAAAUCAGUUUUGAAGAUGAACCAACAAAGAAAUACAUGGAUGCCGAAACUUCAUUAUAGAAUUGAACCAAGAGGAAGUAUAUAGAGAGAUACAGAGAGAGCUAUAUAUACACAGAUGCGUGUGUGUUAUAUAAUGUGUGUAUUUCAUGUCACUGUAUAUAGAACAGUAUUGUGUGUCAUGCUGCUGAUGCGUGACUGCUGGGCUUUUUGAAGUAGUGUGUGAAGUUUCUUAGGAGCACCCUGGGGACCGUGUAUAUAAUGAAAUGGUCUCUUGGAAGUGAGGUACAUGGUUCUUACUACUCAAAUAUUUAUCCUGUUGGAAAAAUUUUUAUUUCUGUUCUGUAAUAGAAAAAUGUAGGGGAAAGGCAUUCAGUCUACUUUUCUUUAAAGUCUGUUUAUCAGUGACAGUUCCUACCAACCUUAAGCGAUACGUAUUUUGUCCAUAAGUCUAAAAGUUUUCGUUGCGUUAACUAGAAAUUUUCACGUUAGUUCCCUUGUGCGAGUGCUUCGUGGGAAGGACGGGGAGUCUCCGGGAGUGCCAGGCGCGCAUCCUGGCGUGUCGUGGCUGCUGUGUGUGUGUUUCGCCGUGUACAUGUCCAUGGUGUUUCACAAGCAAGGGGAACUUCUUGGCCGUAGCGGUAGAACAGUGGAAACUUCCUAGAAAAGAACUGUAAUUGUGACUUUUAUAAAAGUUUUAAAAAUUAAUUUUAAAUCUUAAAACCUCCACAUCUAGGUUUCCAUUCUGAUAGACAAGCAAAAUUGCAGGUGGUUUUUUUCUUUUAAUGUAACCAUCAUACCAGUCAUUGCUUUGUGAGUUUUAGAAGCUAUAAAAUACCAAUUUAGAGCAGUUAAAUUUUGUUGCCUUUGUAGAAAUGCUUUUUUGAGUCCCAAUGCUUUAUUAGAGCCCCGAAUGCCCGCUCUGUUCCCUGCCUUUGCUGUCUUUUACUUAAAAUGUGGUUUUGUUUGUAUCAGGUUCAAGUUUUUGAUUAUUUUUCUAUUAUAAGUAGUAUGAUUUAAGUAAUCAGGAGUCAGAUUUCUCUUAAGUGGGUUUAUGAUCAGUAUUAACUUUAUUAAGAAUUACUUUUCAUUUCUGUGUAUGUUGUUCCUUCUGUUGUAUAGAUAUUUAAUAGAUUGUUAUCUGUGAUUUCAUUUUAAAAUAUUUUAUUUAUUUUAACUGAUAUGACGCUUAAAUAUUAUACAUUUGAAAAGGUAACAAAUAUAGAGUAAACUGUUAAUGUAAAUAGUUGGUGCUCACCUGCAUCUAUGGUUUAUUAUAUGAAAGCUGUCAGUAGAUUUUACAUCUUUGCUAUAAAGCACUGCCAUAUUUGUAUUUUAAAGGAAAUUUAGACUUGUUAUGUAUAGCUCAGAUCGAUGACUUUCUUCCUAUUUUGUGUUUCUGUUAGACUUCGCUUUUCUGAGCUGUGUUUUUAACUUAUAGCAAGUCUUUUUAGUCAUCUUUUAUAUACUUUUAGCUCCACAUUAAAUAAAUAAAUGUUCUGGUUAAGCCUGUAGGACUGGAUGAAUGGGGUUGUGAAACUGGUCUGGCGAGAGGAUGUCUAAAAACCAAGUGAGUGUUGAGAAGCCACUGAAAUGUUGAAAAUAAUAAUAUGAAUAUUAGGAUGGAAAUUUUAAUGAAAUUCCAAUUCUCCCUUUAAUCAUUUGCCAUUAAAGUACAAAAGUAUGAAAAAUCCAUCUUACAGCGGAUCAUGGGAACGCCAAAAGCUGGUAUUUCAACAGCUCUGGCAAUCCAUUCUCAACCACUUAGCUAGUAUAAUUUCCACACCAGAUUCUCUGAUUCUAGUUAAAAAAACGGAUUCAACUUCUGCCUCAUACGGGAGGGUGGAAAGCUAGCGGAUUUUCUGCAGAAAAUAAAGCUGGCGUAAGGAAGAGUGAAACUGUCGGCUGCUGGUAACAGAGUGUCACCCACGGUGCUUCUUACUGUUUCGGGGCGUCCCCUGAAGUGAGUCCUUUUCAUUCACAGCAGCGCAGUUGGUUCCAAAUACCCCAGUGUUUGCUGCUGUGAUUUUGUAAAGUCCCCGAGGAACCGGCGCAAGAGGAUUUCCUCGCAUCACUUCCUGUGUCUGGACAUCACAGGGUCAACAACUGGGCUUAUUUCACAGGAAAUGAUUUUAAAAUUUAAACUGAAACCUACCUGGGAUCAUAGUGGCGAUGUGAUUUUAAUGAAUUAUGAAUACCAGUGGUCUUGUCUGUCCGGUGCCAGAAAAACCAUGACUUGCAAAAUGCUUUGCACUCAAAAUGUUUGUACUAUGUUCCUGAUUGUUCAUAGUUUCUGCUUUCUUUUGACUACUUGACUCACAAAUCAUCUGAUGUGACUACUCCAUUGAAAAGCAAAGGUAACUCAUAUUUUAAGUCCUUGCUUGUUUUAUGUGGCUGUGAUGUAUUCCCACUGUUUUUGAGAAAUAACGAUCAUGGAUAGCAUUCACUGAAAGACAGUGAAAAUAUGACUUACUACAUACAUUGAUUUGUAAAUGUUGCCUUGAACAGGCAUACACGAGCAGCAGUAAUUGCGAUGCACUGAUUUACCUCAAGGUGCAAGAGAACGAAACCUGUACAUAGUCCAUUGAUACAAUAAAUUCAUAUAAACAGCCCUGCACUUUCUCAGAUGCUCUGGUCUCCAGGGUGGAGCUUCGUGCUGGUGAGACCCUGGCUGCAGAGCCACCUCAGGGUGUUCUUUCCUCCACCCAUUUUAUUUAUUUACAGAUGUCUGUUUACAAAGACUGUAACACAUCCUCAUGCUGACCAUCUAAAAUUUACUUUCUUUUGAAUGCUAUUUCACUCUAAAAUUGCAGCUUCAAGACAACAAUGAACUAAGACCUUGCUUAGGAUGAGAGGAUGAUGCUAUGCAUGCUCUAAUGAUGUUAGAGAUGCAGAAUGAGGCACACGGUCUUACUGAUGGGUGUGUGUACGUGUGAGUGUGUUUGUGUGAAUGACGUCAAUCGCAAAUCCCAAGUCGUUUAAAAAAGCUGUGGCGUAUCAUUGUUCAUAUUUGCCAAGUCUGUAAAAUGUGUAGGAUGGCAUUUUGUAGUGUGCUAAUGCGUGUAUUUAUAAAGCUGAUUUCUUUACCACUCAAAAUGAUUAACUUUUGUUUUCUCCAUCAAAAAAAAUACUUGUUUCUUCCACAUACCUGCAGUUUCUGUGUAUCUAUAAUAGCUUUGUAGCUUUUUCCUUUUGCAAAGGCAGGUUCAAAAUUCUGUAAAAGAAAAAAAUGGUCUCUGACACAGAUGUAUGACACCAGAACUUGCAGUUUUUAAAUGAUCAUGUUAUGUACAUCAGUUCUGUAAAUGGGCUCAACAGUAUAGCGUGUGAAUCCUGUUUUAAAGUGCUCUGAUUUCAGAUAUGUAAGCCAUUGAUAGAACAUUGUAAUUAAUUCAGAAAUGUUUAAAUUAAAAUAAUUUAAUGUUUUAAACUUAUUUAUGUAGAUCACAUCAUUGCUGUUGUAUGCAGUAGAACUAUGUGAAACAUCUUUUGGUUUAGUCCAACAAUUAUUUAUUUGUGAGAAGUAAACAUAAGGCUUUAAGGAGAUUCACAAUUUAAAAUAGUGUUCAAAAUUUGGCAGUUUUAAGGUAAAGUUGGUUCUUUUCUAACUUUUUAAAAAGUGUCAAUAAUAGGAAAGCAUAGUUGAAGGUGGAAUCAUCUAUAGAUCAUUUACACAUAUAAAUUAACUAGCAUAUACUGACUUCUACAGUUGACUUAGAGUAAUUGUUAAACCCCACUUGUUUUUUUAAUCAGAUUUUUGUGUGUUGAUUGAUUUUUCUGUUGUGGCUUUUCUUUUGUGAAUUUCAUAUUAAAAGUUUUGUGUUUUUUUUGUUUUUGUUUUUGUAGGGGGUUUAUCUUUCCGUGUUUACUAUGUUAAAUUAAAUAGAAAUGGAAUUUUAUUGUUCAUUUAUACAGUAUUUGAUAGCUUGGUAUAAUAAGAACAGUACAGUUCUAAUUUUUAUGACUUUUAUAAUUACAAUGAUAAUAUUUUCUUUUGUAAUAAAAUCCAAAGUAAAGUAAACAUUUAAAAUGUAGAACCGAUAUUUUUCAUUUAUCUGAAAUACAAAUAUCUACCAAGUCUAUAAUGUGAAUAAUCCUGCUUUUCAAAUCUGUUUCAUAAUAUUGGAAGAAAACUAUUUUUGGGAAAUGUUACUGAAGUCAAAAGAGCAAUAAAAGUACUGACUCAGUCGCUGAA
Vicugna pacos (alpaca) is the source of this 9386-nucleotide messenger RNA. The record is from RefSeq and is a predicted model, not a curated record. NCBI's taxonomy places the organism in Eukaryota, Metazoa, Chordata, Mammalia, Artiodactyla, Camelidae.